This is a messenger RNA of Penicillium expansum, 2757 nucleotides long. RefSeq names its product DENN (AEX-3) domain protein. The transcript is spliced from 2 exons. The record is from RefSeq and is a predicted model, not a curated record. Gene Ontology annotation, cellular component: cytoplasmic vesicle. NCBI's taxonomy places the organism in Eukaryota, Fungi, Ascomycota, Eurotiomycetes, Eurotiales, Aspergillaceae. Gene Ontology annotation, biological process: regulation of Rab protein signal transduction. The coding region runs from base 1 to 2757 and encodes 918 amino acids.
AUGGUCCAUUCUCUGCGAGAUCAUGGGUCUUUCGUCCGGCCAUCCACUCGGGAUCGGCCUACGACACGCGGCGAAGGAGAAAAUUCGCUGGUCGUUCCUAGCCGCACGUCGUCAUUGCACUCGCGCAUCACUCAACCUAUCCCGUCCACACUCAGCAUUAAGCCCGCUCAGCGGACACCGAAAACACUCACUCAUGCUUACAUGGUAUGUGGUGUUGGCCGCGAACCUUCACAAUGGGUCAAAGCGCCUGCCCCCGCCCAGGGCAAGAUUGGCCACAUGAAGGGAGCCGUCGGACAAUUCUGGCUCCCCGAGAUUCUGGGAAGCAGCCCUCGACUAGAGCAGGAUAAUGAGAUCGCAAGGGCUCUACACUCGGCCAUGCGAGCAUGCUUCCCUCACGACGUCGAGAUUUGCACUGGCAAGAGCCAGCCUCACUGUGCACACCACGCGUUCGUCUUGCAACAAGACUCUUCUCACACUCUGUACGGUAUCGCGCUGCGCGUUUGGUCCCGUGCCGACGAGAAGCGCGCGGAGACCAUCCGCGAGCUACGCAAGAAGACGGAGCCGGACUUCUACGAUAACCCCGAUGAGACCUACUGGAUUCCUUACUGCUUGAGCUUCCUGUCCCGGUAUCCCCUCUACGAUCUGCUAGGUGACUACCUCCGUGGCAUGUGGAUCCACUGGAACAAGGCCACAAACCUGUUCCACGCUGAGGAGGUCUCUCGCAUCCUUAGCUUCCCUGCCCCGCGUCUUAACGACUUGGUCCGCAUUGACAUGAAGGAUUAUGCCCUGUGCUAUCAGUUCCCCUCGUCGCCCACUGGCUUCCAGAACUUUGCCAUGUGGCCAUUGUUCACUUGUCUCUCGAUCCCCAACAUUGUCGGCGUGAUCGAGGCUGCUGUCUCACCCACCCGCCGCAUCAUUUUCGUCAGCCACUACCCGGCGAUGUUGACUGUCGCUGCGGAAACCAUUCGCUACUGCGUUCGUGUCUACGAGUGGAGUGGUCUGUACGUGCCCGUGGUUCACGCCCGUCACGUCAAGGAGUUGGUCCAGGAGCCUGGCCCUUACAUCCUGGGUAUUACUGCCGAGUGCCGGACUUUGUUUAACGCCCCGUCCGAUGCCCUCGUGGUCGACCUCGAUCGCAACUUUGUCCUCACCUCCAGCCCGCCCAAUGUGUUGAACCAGGGCCAACGCACCAAGUUUAUCAACCGCAUGACCCAAUCCCUGAAUGGUGAUGUCUCGCCUUCCGGUGUCCCCCCGCACUUGCGCACCGCCUACGCUGGCGGCAAGCUCAUCCCGGCUGGUCAGAUCAUCGUCAUGCGAGGAGAGGUCGAAAGCAUCGAAGAGCCCCAAUGGUGGAACCAGGAUGCUGUCAUGGGCGUCAUGGACCAUGUAUGCGAGAAACUGGGCCGCAACACCGGUAUGAAGGCCAUCUUCGGUGGCUCCGUCAAGAAGCCCCUCAUGACCAAGGUUUCCAUGCGUCACCUCAAUGAGAUUGUCCGUGAGCGCAACCAGUACUCUCGGGAUGCCAUGGAGGCUUGGCAAGAUUUCAUCAACCUCAAGGGCAGAAUGGACACCGAGCUCAGCAAGGUCACCAAGCGCAAUAACUUCUUGGUCGAGGAGCUCGAGACCUGGAAGCAACAGUUCCUGAAGUUCCAGGCCUUUGCUGAGCAGCUCACCAAGGAGACCUCGGAGCUCAAGGUCAAGAUCGAAACCCACAAGCGCGAGAGCCGUCGCCUCACUGGUCUUAUUGACCAACAGAAGGACGAUGUGGUUCGCCUUACUCUGCGCCUGUCUGGUACUGAGAAGCAGCGUGAUGAUGCUCUCGAGGCACUGGUCCUCCAGCAGGAGAUUGCCGAGGAGCUUGAGCGUGAGCGCAAGCGUAACCAGAAGGAGAUCUCUGCCCUCUCCCACACUAAUGCGACUCUCGCCCGUGAGCGCGAAGAUGCCCAGCGCGUUGUCAUGCACCUGCGCAGCCUCAUCAACGGCCAGAGCCACCACAUGGAGCACAUCGUCCGCUCCAUUGGCAGCAGGUCAGAGAUUACUGAAAUGGUCGAGCAGGGCUAUGAAGACGCUCCUGAGGAGCUCAAGGAGGAUGUGUCAGUCGCUGAGUCGAAGGAAUCUAUCAGGACGGCUAUGGAUGUCAAUGGUCAUAAUACUCUGGUAAAUGAUAUGAAGCCCGAGCUAGAGCAGCAUUUGCUGAACCUCGGAAAUGAUCACAAGACCCUUGCGCGCCUCAGCAUCACAGAUGUCGCAGACCGCUACCUGCGCGACAAGACCGAUGCCAUCGCAGAUAUUAUCCGCAGCAUCAGCGACCAGUGUGCCGCCGCCGUCGAAGGCCUGCACCUGGCCCAGGACGCCGAGGACGAGGAAGAGGCCGAGAACUCCAAGCUCCACCAGAACGACCGUCUCGGCUCCGACUACGACAACAUGGAUGGCCGCUCCACCCGCGCUCCUAGCGAGAUGAGCGACGCUGACAACAGCUCUCUCCACCCGGACAACCGCCACUCUAGCAUCCCUCCGACCCCAGAGCUAGUCCACAACCGCUCCAGCACGUCUAUGUCCAUGAUCAGCAGCUCGACUUUCCCUGAGCGGUCAAGUCAGCAGUACGGCCCCGGUGAUAUCCCGACCCGGAUCGUUGAGGAUGACGACGAGCACGCCCACGAGACUGAGAACGUUGACGACCAGCAAACUGAGCGUGGCACUCUGUCCAAGCAGAAUAGCGAGGAUCUCAUGCGGCCCACUCCCACACGGGUUAUCUAG